AUGAAUGAAAAAUCUCCAGAAGAGACUUUACACAUGACAGAAAUUCAGGUACCUGAGAAUGAAGAGAUCUCAACAAAUUAUGUCAUGUCUGGAAUAACAUGGAACCGUAAGCAAAUCGACGUCGAUGAAAUUUUUGCAUACAAUGUAGCAAUUGAUAUUAUGGAUGAGGAUCAUGAACCAACAUCUAUUGCAGAGUGUACACAAAGAAAUGAUUGGCCAAAAUGGAAUGAAGCAAUAGGUGCAGAAAGAACAUCUCUUGGAAAGAGAGAAGUGUUUGGACCAGUAGUCCGUAUACCUAAAGGUGUCAAACCAGUAGGACACAGAUGGAUUUUUGUGAGAAAGAAGAACGAAAAUGGUGAAAUUGUGAGAUACAAAGUUCGCUUAGUUGCACAAGGUUUCUCACAAAUUCCUGGAGUUGAUUAUGAAGAGACAUACUCUCCUGUGGUGGAUGCAACUACGUUCAGGUUCCUUAUUACUUUGGCAAUAAGAGAAGGACUUGACUUACGGCUGAUGGAUGUAGUAACAGCCUACCUGUACGGACCACUGGAUAUGAUAUUUACAUGA
Messenger RNA from Microthlaspi erraticum, 564 nucleotides. NCBI's taxonomy places the organism in Eukaryota, Viridiplantae, Streptophyta, Magnoliopsida, Brassicales, Brassicaceae. The record is from the annotation of a GenBank genome assembly.